Molecule: messenger RNA, 1608 nt
Organism: Lactuca saligna
Lineage: Eukaryota; Viridiplantae; Streptophyta; Magnoliopsida; Asterales; Asteraceae
Source: the annotation of a GenBank genome assembly
GAAAAAAAAUCCAAAAGAACUGUUAUCGAUCGAGGCAUGAAUGUGCAAAGAUGGCAGGGAAAACAUUUGAAAGCAUUUUCCUGCUUGAAAAAUAUCGAAUUCCUUUAUCGCUUCAGGAACAUGGGAUUCAGACCCUUGGGUGUAAAUCUCCUCAAAAAAUUUCACAAUUCAUCGGCACGAUCCAUUCCUCCAUCAUUUGCCCACAAGAAAGCGGUGUACCCUUUGAUUCCUCGGUUGUACGAUCGAUCUUCCCCCUACCCUGAAAAUCAUAGCUUAAAGAUCUCUAAGAGGUGGCAUGUCGGUCAUUCUCAUCACCACCACGAGCAAACCAGUCAAGAAGGCGAGAGGAUUUUCAGGCUCGGACUACUCUCCGAUAUCGGGUUAACUGCCGGCAAAGUAUUGACGGGUUAUUUGUCCGGUAGCACCGCCAUCAUCGCCGAUGCUGCUCAUUCUCUCUCCGAUGUGGUGCUUAGUGGUGUUGCUUUGGUAUCAUUUAGAGCUUCAAGGGUUCCCAAGGACAAAGAACACCCAUAUGGGCAUGGUAAGUUUGAGACUUUAGGCGCACUUGGAAUUUCUGGCGUGCUUUUGGUAACAGCUGGGGGUAUUGCAUGGCAUGCUUUGGAUGUUUUAGUGGGGGUACUGUACUCAGCAGCUUCUGAUCAACAUGUAGGUGGGGGGCAUGGGCAUGGGCAUGGCCAUGAUCAUGGGAUUGACAUGAAUCAUCCUGUGCUGGCUUUGAAUACUACUAUUGUUGCAAUUGCUGUUAAGGAAGGGUUAUAUUGGAUAACAAAGAGGGCAGGAGAGAGGUCUGGCAGUGGAUUGAUGAAAGCAAAUGCAUGGCAUCAUCGUGCAGAUGCUGUUUCAUCACUUGUUGCUCUUAUAGGGGUUGGUGGGUCUAUUCUUGGGGUGAGGUUUCUUGAUCCCCUUGCUGGGCUUGUUGUCUCUGGCAUGAUCCUAAAGGCUGGACUACAAACUGGUUACGAGAGUAUUUUGGAGCUGGUGGAUGCUGCAAUACCAUCUCAUCAUUUGGACCCAAUCAGAAAGACAGUGUUACAAGUCAAAGGAGUGGAGGGAUGCAGACACAUUAGGGGAAGGAGAGCUGGUUCAUAUCUGUAUCUUGAUGUAAAGAUCCAGGUUGAUCCCUUGUGUAGUGUGAGAACAGCACAUGAAAUUGGUGAAACUGUUCGUUACCAGAUUCAGAGUUGCCAUCCUCAUGUCUCUGAAGUCUUCAUACACUUGGAGCCUAACAAUACUACUACUACUCAUGUCCAGCAACAAGAAGAAAAUAGUAGGAUUGAAGAAAUGAUUACUAAUACGCUCACUUCCAACUUCUCUCAGAAAAUGGUUGUGAAGCAUGUAAGAAAACAGAAAUUGGAAGGCAAGAUUUUGGUCCAAAUCGAGGUUUCCAUGCCACAAGAUAAGACUAUUAGUGAUGCAAUCAAAGUGGCAGAAGAAGCCAAGCGCCAUAUCUUGCAGUUGCAGGACACCUCCGACUCUAACCCUACUAACCCUAUCCCUAUCCCUACGCAGGUUCAGGCAAAACCAGUUAAUUCACCAACUUUUUUUUACAAAAUAUGUACUUCUGUUGCAUUUAUACUGAUGCCAUAA